Molecule: messenger RNA, 1164 nt
Organism: Didymodactylos carnosus
Lineage: Eukaryota; Metazoa; Rotifera; Eurotatoria; Philodinida; Philodinidae
Source: the annotation of a GenBank genome assembly
AUGGAUAACGAUAAUUUUGUACUUGAAAAAAUACCGGAAAAAAGUAGUAAUACUUAUGUAUUAACACCAAAAAUUCGUCCAAGAAUUAAAAUUCAACCACAUGAUACCGAUGGUGUAGUAUUAACAGCAAAUGGUUUGUUAACAAAUGGAAAUAAAUCUCAAUCAGAUAAUGAUACUGAUCCUGAUGGAAAAACCGAAAGAGAUUCAACUAAAAAAAGUGUUCCCGAACGUCCAUCAACGAUAAGUAAUAAUAGUAAUCCCGAACGUCCAUCAACGAUGAGUAAUAAUAGUAAUAAACAAAUACUAAGUAACAAAAACAGUGUUGCUUCGACAAGUGUCACUCAACCACCACCAACAACAUCGUUGAGAACGAUAACUACACCAAAUUUUACUAACGUUGAAAUGACAGACGUACAUGAUACAGACGAAGAGUACGACGAAGAUAGAGACCAUAUGGAUCCUACAAUGGGAGAUGAUCAUUAUCAUGAUGGUGAUGAACUUGAAGUACACCAGUUAAGUGUAGGAGAUAUUGAUGCAUAUUUAGAUAUUUAUUUUGAAACAUUAGAUAAUCGUUUAAAACAUUUAAUUGGUGACGAACAACAAUUAACUGAAUUUCGAACUGCCACUAAAGAACGGAUAAAGUCAGAUCCGAAUUCAAGAGAAUAUCAGACUGUUUUAUUGGGCAAAAUUGGUGGUGAAGUGUUGGCCGCCGUUACAAUGCUAUUCAAUGGUGAUCAAACAACCAUAGCUCGAACACAGUUGAAGAAUCAACAGCAAAGAGGUUGUUUCUCGUCUAUACGUAAUUGGAUGGUAAAUAAAGCAAAUUAUACUCCAAUUUAUACAGAAGAAUGUUAUAUUGAAAUGAUCGGUGUUAAAGCAAAUUAUCGUCGCCAAGGUAUUGGUGCGGCUAUGUUAGAAUGUGUUGAGCAUUUCGCGAGAAAGGCUGGUGCUCGAUGGUUAACAAUUCAUAUUCAGGGACGUCUACGAGACUAUUUUGAGCGUUACGGUUUUCAAGUUGCUCAUACAGAUUAUUCACCAUUAUGGAAAUGGUUUGUGGAACGUGAAUCAUCAGAAAAACUGACUAAACAAAUAGCAGUUGAAGAAGAAGACGAAGGAGGAACUGCAGGACAAGACUCAUUGUAUAUCAAUGAAUCUAUGGAAUAA